UUUCAGGUGACAGGUGAUGAUAAAAAAUAUUGUUUUAUCUUUUAUGAUGCUGCGCCUUUCCUGUCACACUUUCAAAGACACUCAUAUUCCAAAGACACUCUGCCUUUCUGUGCUGUUAUUAACCACUUCACUAAUGCUUUCCUAUUAGUGUGCUAUUCUAAUGUUGCUCAACUAGAUGGCAGUAGAAACCACACUGACGUCGGAAGUGGCAGGUGACGUUGCGAAUACAAAACAAUAUUCGUAACGUAAUAAAAUGUUCGUAACUUAACCAAUUGAUAAAACCCAUAUUAUAGUUAUUACAGAAAAUUGAAAUGAAUUGAUGGCUAAAAUAUGUUUAUAUUUUAUUUUGAUAGUAAAUAAACAGACGAGCCCAUUUUGAUUGAUGCUGCUCUUGUCCAAUAAGAUUUCUGCGAUUUCCUUGCCUUCUCACUGAAACCAAUCAUCUUUGCACACCAACAUCCCCCGUCAUGUGACGUUGACUCGUGACUUUCCAAUUGCACGUACAGUACGUGCUGUCCCAGUGAGGCAUUCAACCGGAAAAGAGAAAGUGUAGCUUUCAAAAAUAAUUUGGCGUGAACUUCAAAUAAAUGCUACUGUAUUUAAGUAGUCAUAAUGCUAACAUUAUAAGAUUAUGUGUCGUUUACUGUAGCCGUGUUGUAUGUAUUAUACGUUUGGAAUCCACAACACCUGCACUUCCGCAUUAAUAAUUUAUUUUGAAACAUCUUAAACGGAUGUUGCACAGUGACUACCACUUGACCUAGCAUCUGACAGCUCGGAAUUGAUGAACAAUGUAGUUCCAGGAAGCUCCAUUGCGAUAUAAUUGUCCCCGUCUCUCCGCCAUAAACCCGUAUGGACACGAAGUCUUCUCCUCGCCCAGUGUCCUCCGGGCCGAGACGGAUGUCCUCGCCGCUGAGACAGAACCGUCUACAGCGAGCGUUCGCUUGUCAACAAUACCAGGAAUGAAUGGUGGCUGUGUGCGGUGUUGCACAUCAACAAUAACGCGUCAAAAUGAGGCUUUUCUUGUCGCUGCUGAAGAACACCAACCCCAAAGUGGAGUACUACUCCAGGUUCUCCCCGUCCCCUCUCUCCAUAAAGCAGUUUUUGGAUUUUGGCAGGGAGAAUGCAUGUGAGAAAACGUCCUACAUGUUCCUGCGCAAGGAGCUGCCGGUGCGUCUCGCCAACACCAUGCGAGAGGUCAACCUGCUGCCCGAUAAACUACUCAGCCAGCCGUCCAUCCGCCUGGUUCAGAAAUGGUCAUCCGCCUUUUCAUUUCUAUACGACAGCCGGUUGAUACUUUUUAUGAUACGAAUUUGCCCUUUUGCCCGUUUUAUUAGGUACAUGCAGAGCUUUGUGGAGCUGCUGGAUUACGAGAACAGAAAGCCGGAGGAUCCUCACGCUCUCAAUGACUUCCUGGAGCUGCUGAUCGAGAUCCGUAACCGCCACAACGACGUGGUUCCCACCAUGGCGCAGGGCGUCAUCGAGUACAAGGAGAAGUUUGGCUUCGACCCCUUCGUCAGCAGCAACAUCCAGUACUUCCUGGACCGCUUCUACACCAACCGCAUCUCCUUCCGCAUGCUCAUCAACCAGCACACGCUCCUGUUUGGUAACGACACCAACCCGGCUCAUCCCAAACACAUCGGCAGCAUCGACCCCAACUGUUGCGUGGCGGAAGUCGUCAGCGGUGAGUUGAAGGUUGGCGUUUUUGGUCCAUACCCGGGGGGGACCCGGUCACGUUGUCUUGUGCUUCCUCCGUCAGAUGCCUACGACACGGCCAAGAUGCUGUGUGAGAAAUACUACCUGGCUGCUCCUGAGCUCCGCAUUGAAGAGUUUGACAUGAAGAACCCUACAAAGUCCAUCCAGGCCGUGUACGUGCCCUCGCAUCUCUUCCACAUGCUGUUCGAGCUCUUCAAGAACUCGAUGAGAGCCACAGUGGAGCUUCACGAGAACAGCAAAGAAGGAUUACCACCCGUGAAAGCAAAAGUCACUCUGGGGAACGAAGAUCUUUCAAUAAAGAUUAGUGACAGAGGAGGAGGGGUACCCUUGAGGAAGAUCGACCGCCUUUUUAACUACAUGUACUCCACCGCCCCGACGCCCAGCCUGGAGCCAGGCGCCGUCCCGCUGGCCGGUUUUGGCUACGGUUUACCCAUUUCCAGGCUCUACGCCCGAUACUUCCAGGGGGAUCUGAAGCUCUACUCCAUGGAGGGUGUGGGCACGGAUGCUGUCAUCUACCUGAAGGCCCUGUCGAGCGAGUCGUUUGAGCGCCUGCCCGUCUUCAACAAGUCGGCGUGGCGUCACUACACCACCAGCCCCGAAGCGGACGACUGGAGCAACCCGAGCAGAGAACCGCGGGACGCCAGCAAGUCCAAAUACAAAGCUAACAGAUAACUCAUCACGCCGCCUUGCUAGCGUACCAGCGUAUUUAACCUCUUCACUGUAACUCCCACUGUGUCUCAUGCGCCUGAAUGAGUCACGGGUAUCUCCGCUUUGUCAAAAGGGGUGUUUCUGCUUCUCCCUUUACAUCCACGAUUCAAGUUUCAGUGCCACUUGAGACCAGAUGCACGAGUAGGCCGGUGUAGUAGCAGUAGAGCUUUUUGUCGCCACUCCAUGACGGCCUUGAAUCAUCAAACCAUGAGGUCAAAGCCUUACUACUGGAUAUUAGGAUGGAGGUCUUAGGAUGUACACUUUCUAUGCGUUUGCCAUGCACCCAUCUUGCUCUUUCAGCUCAUGCAAAAGAGCAAAAGGACAGUAAUAAUGUACAGGCAGGAAUGUGUAGUGCUCAUUUUAUUAUUUCGGAGGCAAAAAAAGACGAAGGAACCUGGACAAAUGGACAACACACAUCUACUUGUUUCUUUUAACUACCCUAAAACCCGAAUAUAAGACAGUAUCGGGGGCAGUGUUUCCCAUGCAUUCAUUUCUUUGUGGUCGCCCGCCACGAAUACAUUUGCACCGCCACAAAUAGAUGUGGUGCUACCUCACGUUGGAAUGGAACGCUCUCUGCAGUAGACGGCAUCGUAACUCUGCUUCUUUACACACCGCAUACGCACUAGCGUUUUAGCGAGUAGUCAAGCGACUAGCGACAAAUGGGGCGGCUUUUUUCGGUCCUAUUGGACACUUUUGGCACUUUUUGUCAACAAGCAGCGUGUCCUGGUAUCCGUAUUGGCGUGGACAGGGCCUCAAAGCGCUACAUGCGGCUCCAUCUUGCUUGUGGCAUUAAAAAAACAGAAAAAGGUGCAUUUUAGCAAGUAUUCAAGCGACUAGCGACAAAUGUAGCGACUUUGUCUGGUCUUAUUGGACACUUUUGGAGACAUGAAAGAACGCAUGGCUCCUCUCAACGAGCAGUGGGUCCUGCUAUUUGUAUUCACAAUGGACACGGCCUCAAAGCACUCACAGGUGGCUCCAUCUUGCUUGUGGCAUUAAAAAAAAUAGAAAAAAUGUUUUAGCAAGUAUUCAAGCGACUAGCGACAAAUGGAGCGACUUUUUCUGGUCUUAUUGGACACUUUUAGAGACUAACAUUGAAGAACACAUGUGAGAGCCUCAAAGCACUCGCAGGCGGCUCCGUCUUGCUUGUAACAUUAAAAAAAAUCCAUAAAAGGUGCUUUUUAACAAGUAUUCUAGCAACUUGCAACAAAUGAAGUGACUUUUUCAGGGCUUAUUGAACACUUUUGGAGACUAACAUUAAAGAAGGUAUGGCUCUUCUCAACAAGCAGCGUGUCCUGGGAUCUGUAUUCAAAUGGACACCGCCUAAAAGCACUCACAGGUGGCUCCAGCUUGCUUGUGACAUUAAAAAAACACAUAAAAAGGUGCGUUUUAACGAGUAUUCUAGCAACUAGCAACAAAUGGAGCUACAUUUUCUGCUCUUAUUGGACACUUUUGGAGCCUAAAUCACAUGUGGCUCCAUCUUGCUUGUAACAUUUCAAAAAACAACAUAAAAAGAUGUGUUUUAACAAGUAUUUUAGCAACUAGCGACAAAUGGAGCUACUUUUUUGGGUCUUAUUGGACAUUUUUGGAGUCUAACAUGAAAGAACGUAUUGCUCUUCUCAACGAGCAGUGGGUCCUGCUAGCCAUAUUCGUGUGGACACGGCCUCAAAGCACUCACAGGUGGCUCCGUCUUGCUUGUGACAUAACAAAAAAUAGAAAAAAGCAUUUUAGCAAGUAUUCGAGCGACUUUUUCUGGUCUUAUUGGACACUUUUGGAGACUAACAUUCAAGAACGUAUGUGACUGCCUCAACGCACUCACAGGCGGCUCCGCCUUGCUUGUGAAAUUUUUAAAAAACACAAAAAGCUACGUUUUAGCGAGUAUUCAAGCAAAUAGUGAUAAAUGGAGCACCUUUUUCUGGCCUUAUUGGACACUUUGAGACAACAUGAAAGACAUGAAAGAAUGUAUGGCUCGCCUCAACGAGCAGCGAGAGGGUCCUGCUAACCGUAUUGGCAUGGAGCCGUCCUCAACAAGACUUGAUUUGCAAUCCUAAACAUUUUGUUUUUGCUCACUUUUAAUCUCUCCCAAAAAUGGCAUAAUGCAAAUAGAUGUCAUCUUGCAUACCGCAACCCAAUGCCACAGAUAGAUCGCAGUCCUAUGGGAAACAUAAUGCAUUAUAAUGCUCAUUUUAAGAUGACGGUGAUCUGUGUUGUCUUAUAUUCGGGUCGAUGUGGUAUUUUGCUCUUUAUACAGCAGUAAAACGAAUUUGGCAUCGACUGAAGCAAAUGGUGGACUUAACUGAAGACUGCUAACAUGAACAUUUAGGGAUUUUCCCCAAUAAUGAAAGCUUGGCAGAUGGAGAGCUUCCAUUAUGAAUAUACAGUAAGUGUUGUCAACCGUCUAUGGAACUAUGAAUAACGUGUUUGUUGUUUAUAUAUGCAGCCGGUGUGGGAGUGUUCGUUCCAGUUUCUCGCAGCUUCAAAAAUGAUGUAUUUAUAUGUAUGAAGUGUGAAGGGGGCCCCAUGCGGAGACGUGCAAUCAGAAACCAAAAAGGCAACCGGACAAAGAAGUCGUUCAGCAUGAGAUUAAUAGAUCUUUUCUCAACACUGGCAUUAAAAAAAAUGUACAUCUA
Dunckerocampus dactyliophorus (ringed pipefish) is the source of this 5048-nucleotide messenger RNA. It is a transcript of the gene pdk3a, whose product is annotated as pyruvate dehydrogenase kinase, isozyme 3a. Gene Ontology annotation, molecular function: pyruvate dehydrogenase (acetyl-transferring) kinase activity. Gene Ontology annotation, biological process: protein phosphorylation; regulation of glucose metabolic process. The record is from RefSeq and is a predicted model, not a curated record. The coding region runs from base 1009 to 2385 and encodes 458 amino acids. NCBI's taxonomy places the organism in Eukaryota, Metazoa, Chordata, Actinopteri, Syngnathiformes, Syngnathidae. Gene Ontology annotation, cellular component: mitochondrion. The transcript is spliced from 9 exons.